This is a messenger RNA of Amoebophrya sp. A25, 4480 nucleotides long. The record is from the annotation of a GenBank genome assembly. NCBI's taxonomy places the organism in Eukaryota, Dinophyceae, Syndiniales, Amoebophryaceae.
CAGAUCAUGUUCGAGACCUUCAAUUGCCCGGCAAUGUACGUUGCGAUUCAGGCAGUCAUGUCCCUCUACGCUUCUGGUCGUACCACAGGAAUUGUCAUGGACUCCGGUGAUGGCGUCUCGCACACCGUGCCGAUCUACGAAGGAUAUGCUCUUCCGCACGCGAUCUUGCGUUUGGAUUUGGCUGGUCGCGACUUGACGGAGUACAUGAUGAAGAUCUUGACCGAGCGUGGUUACUCUUUUACGACCACCGCCGAGCGCGAGAUCGUGAAGGACUUGAAAGAGAAGCUCACCUAUGUUGCGUUGGACUUCGAUGCUGAGAUGAAGCAGGCUGCACAGUCUUCGGAGAACGAGAAGACCUUCGAGCUUCCCGAUGGAAACGUCAUCACCGUCGGAAACGAACGCUUUCGCUGCCCGGAGGUGCUGUUCCAGCCGUCGUUUAUCGGAAAGGAAUCCUCGGGCAUUCAUGAUACAACCUUUCAGUCGAUCAUGAAGUGCGACGUCGAUAUCCGCAAGGAUCUUUACGCGAACAUUGUGCUCUCCGGUGGUACCACAAUGUACCCGGGUAUCGGUGAGCGUAUGACAAAGGAAAUUACAGCCCUCGCUCCGUCCACCAUGAAGAUCAAGGUCGUUGCUCCGCCGGAGCGUAAGUACUCCGUUUGGAUCGGAGGCAGGUACAUCAACACACUUAUUUUUGAUGUGGGCAUGUCAAUGUUCUCGGUUUCCAACGUCGAUUACUAGUGCCUGAUUUUUUCUAGUUCUACUGUGCUUUUAUCUCGAGAUACAAAUCCAUGCGAUUUUCACGGGGUUUUUCCGCAAUUCUUGAACCAUUCAUGUUAUAAUAAUCUUUCUCCCUCUCUCUUCAGCAUUCUGUCCUCGCUUUCGACGUUCCAGCAGAUGUGGAUCUCAAAGAACGAGUACGAUGAGUCUGGCCCGACAAUCGUGCACCGCAAGUGCUUCUAAAAAGCGUACAAUGCAGGAGCGUUGAACCUGACAACCGUGCACAGAAGUUGCGGAACUAAGAUGAUGUAAUUCUACAUCAAGCGAGAAGAACUAGUUCUACUGUUGACAGCUACAGUCAGGCACACGCAAGGCGAAGACGGUAUCCAGGAUGAAUCUUUCACAUGGUUUGCUCACAGAUCAAGAAGCCAAUACUUUCUUCAUCUCCCUCAUACAAAAAAUAAUGGUCGGACACAGCAUCAGAAGUCGACUUGCCAGCAUUCAAAUGAAUAGCUUCGUCAAACUUAUGGCUCGCGUUUCCUAGGCGAAUAUGCAACGGAAAUAGCUUUUCGUGGAUUUUUAAUACUAGUUCUCUUCUUCAUCUGUUAAAAAUCUCAUGGGUUGUUGUUUGUAUGUUAGGCUGACUUGCUCAUGCGAUACACACAGGAGUCUCUUUCUCCAUCGACGACGCAAGGAUCGGCUAGAAGAAACCAUUAAAAACAAAGGUGGAAAGUAUAACCAUCACCCGGUGUACCCACUUGCUGGAGAUACGACAUAGGAAUCUUCAUUCUUAGUAUUGGCAUACCAAGGUGCGAACAAUGAUGUGGAGCAUAGCAUGUUCUGUAGAUUUAGGCUCUAGAUUCUUAACCGAAUUAUGAUAAUUUGUAGUGAAAUCCACUCACGCAAUAAUUCCAGAUGUCUGUAAUUAAUGUUAGACGUAAAACUGAAAGUCAGUGCUUUUAGGAUUGGCUUUUAGGAUUGAUCUGAGAAAGAAUCGGACGGCUUGUGGUGUAGCUCCGACGUCGGGACGUUCGCAGACUCACAUGUCUUUGUGUUAGAGCGACUGUUCUUACCGAAUGGGGUUACCUCGUUCGCAUGUCUACACGCAACAUAAACAGAAAAGACUUAUUAUUUUGAGCUGCAGCAAUUGUGGAAUUUAUUGACAAGGGCUGUUGUGCUUAAUGAAAGGUGGGUGUGCGCGAAAAGCAUGCGAUUGCCGGUCGGCGAAAGAGUUGGCAUCAUAGCUUUGUCGAAAAAGGUACAGGCAAGGAAUGUGUUCAUCCUGCGACGGUACGAGUUCACUCCUUCCUGCGCGCGGCAAACCCGGGUGGAGCCUCAUCUUGAUCUUGAGUCGAUCCAUAACAACAAAAUAUUAUGUUUUUGAUUGCGCACAUCGGCGUAUGCAUCAGCUCGCUGCAUUUUCUCGAAGUAUUCUGCGAUUGACUGGCGUGGAAGCAAGCUCCGUGCAAAUUUUGAUUCUAUGGUUCUGCGUCGAGAGACAUACAUUUGAUACCACGUAAAUUCAUUUGAAAAUUCAGUUGGCUCUUGUAUGCGUAACUUGUGGCUUUCGUCGCUUUUCCAUACUGUUGCUGUACUCUCUUGCUUCGGCAUAUUCCUUGAGUUUUCUUGAACGAUACUCUGUCGACAAAAUGGCAGACGAAGAAGUGCAAGCUCUCGUGGUGGACAACGGGUCCGGUAUGUGCAAGGCCGGAUUCGCGGGUGAUGACGCACCGCGAGCCGUCUUUCCGUCCAUUGUCGGGCGCCCGAAGAUGCCAGGAAUUAUGGUCGGUAUGGAUCAGAAAGACUCCUACGUUGGGGACGAGGCGCAGUCCAAGCGUGGUGUGCUUACGCUCAAAUACCCGAUCGAGCAUGGUAUCGUAACCAACUGGGAUGAUAUGGAGAAGAUCUGGCAUCACACCUUCUACAACGAGCUCCGUGUUGCUCCGGAGGAGCACCCAGUGCUGUUAACCGAAGCUCCGCUGAACCCGAAGGCGAAUCGGGAACGCAUGACGCAGAUCAUGUUCGAGACCUUCAACUGCCCGGCCAUGUACGUGGCGAUUCAGGCAGUCAUGUCUCUGUACGCUUCUGGGCGUACUACAGGAAUCGUCAUGGACUCUGGUGAUGGGGUGUCUCACACCGUGCCGAUCUACGAGGGCUACGCGCUCCCGCACGCCAUCUUACGUCUGGAUUUGGCUGGUCGCGACUUGACGGAGUACAUGAUGAAGAUCUUGACCGAACGUGGUUACUCGUUCACUACCACCGCCGAGCGUGAGAUCGUCAAGGACUUGAAGGAGAAGCUCACUUACGUUGCGUUGGAUUUCGAUGCCGAGAUGAAGCAGGCGGCGCAGUCUUCGGAAAAUGAGAAAACCUUUGAGCUGCCUGAUGGUAACGUUAUCACGGUUGGAAACGAGCGCUUCCGCUGUCCCGAGGUUCUGUUCCAGCCGUCGUUCAUUGGCAAAGAAUCGUCAGGUAUUCACGACACUACGUUCCAAUCGAUCAUGAAGUGCGACGUCGAUAUCCGUAAGGAUCUGUACGCCAACGUGGUUCUUUCCGGUGGUACCACUAUGUUCCCAGGCAUUGGGGAGCGCAUGACAAAGGAAUUAACGGCGCUGGCACCGUCAACCAUGAAAAUCAAAGUUGUCGCUCCUCCGGAACGCAAGUACUCAGUUUGGAUUGGCGGAAGGUACUGAAACUCUCUGCAGGCACGCGCAGAUGACUUCUUGUUGCUAGAUUUCAAGAUAGAACAAUCAAUGUUUUCUCUGUGGGACGCAAAAGGGCACAGGAAAAGUACAAGUAGUUUGUUUCCUUCAGCGCGGCAGUGUACAAGUAUGAGUUUGUUGGGUAAAACUAGUUUGUUUUCACUGUGAUUGUGUGCAAUUUUUAAAAGCAUUAGCAUUCUUCGUCGCAUUUUCCUUGUAACUUUUUUCUCCCUCCUCCGUUCAGCAUUCUGUCUUCGCUGUCGACCUUCCAGCAGAUGUGGAUCUCGAAGAACGAGUACGACGAGUCGGGCCCGACGAUCGUUCACCGCAAGUGCUUCUAAGUACUUUGGCAGAACUAGAUCAUGCUCAUGAUAUCAAGAGCAGGGCAGUGCGUGAUGAGGCUGUUCCAGAGGACGAAAAAGAUACAACUACAAAUAAUCACCCCAUUGAAAGGAGCGGAUGAUAGUGACCAAGACAGCGUUUCCGACAUCUUAGUUCGCUUCAGAAUUAUGUCGGAUAAACACCUUUAUUUCUUGUGGAUGCGCUUGUGUCAAUUUUUAUAAGUCAGCCUUCAGUUCUUGUUCUCCAUAGUGCGCUGCUGCAUAUUAUCAGACGGCAUUUGAUGAAUCUCAUAGAGUCAUUUAUUUCAUAGGCAACAUGCAAAUCGUUCUAGGAUUAGGAAUUCUCUCAACAUGUUGACAUUCAGCAAAGUGCUGUCGGACAAACAUUCGACAUCGUCCUACACAAUGAACAUCAUCCCAAAAACAUGUAAUAUCUUGGUACUCAACAAACGUCCCAUCUGCAGGAAAUUACCAGACUCGCAUGGUCUGGGCGAAAUUUUCGCGUGGCGAUUCAAAAGUAGAAAUGAUACAUAGAACGUAGAGUUUGCGUCUGCCUUUUUAGAAACCUUCAACUACAGGAGAUUGAUUCAGGAACCAAUCCCGACACUAGUCAAGCUGACCACAAAAACAGUACUACAGAAAAACCUAACUCGUCGCGUCAUGUUUUUCGACUGCGCUGUCUUUGCCUAGGUGCAAGACAUGUGGGACACUUUUGUGAGGAAC